AUGGAGGUCUAUAACCAAUUCAUCGAUCCUUCUACCUGCUUAGCAUCUUUAGCAUGCCAUUUCACGUCUAAAGAAGACCAAAACCUAAUUAUUUCAAAAGGAACUGUACUAGAAAUAUUUAAGCUCAUUGAAGUGGAACCACAAGACUUAGAGUCUGAAGAAGGAAAUGCGAUAAAUGAUGUGGUUGCUGGUGCUGAAUCAUUUAUAGGCGAUGAAAUUAUUUCUACUCUACACGACAAACAUCAUAAAUUGUCACUUGUUACCGAAUACACACUCCAGGGUCGUAUAUUCGAAAUUUCUAAAUUCAGAAGUAAUGAGAAUGAAGAUCUUGACUACUUGAUAAUUUGUACUGAAUCCGCCAAAAUAAGUAUAAUAAAAUGGGAUGCGUCUGUUCAUCAUAUCAAGACUGUUAGUUUACACUAUUAUGAGCCUACGCUCGAAGCUCUGCUUGUUGAAAAUAUAGCGCAUGUCGAAAAAAGACACAGGACAGAUCCAAAUGGAAUAUGCACAUCAAUUGAGCUGAAUGGAAUUUUUAUGAUUUUACCAUUUUACAAACCAGAUAUGGACGGAAUUGCUUUCGGUUUCGAACCAGGAGACGAAGAAUCUGCCAAACAAUCGUCGUUUAUAGAAGAGAAUAUAAAACGUGACGAUGGAGAGAAUUUGAAGAAGAGAAUACUAGCAAAUGCUAGUCCAUCACAGCUUAAGAGAAGUAAGAAAAUAUCCGAUCCAAGUUUUUUCAUUUCAGGUGCUAAGUUACAUGAAGGCGUGAAAAAUAUUAUGGAUUAUCAAUUUCUUUACUCGUACAGAGAACCAACAAUUGCAAUAUUAUAUGCCCCAGAGGGACUUUCAUGGGCCGGAUAUUUACCAAAAUUGAAGGACAAUAUGAAAGUUGUUGUUUUGUCCCUUAAUCUUGAUACACAUAAGGCUGACUCCAUCAUGGUGCUUCCAAAUUUACCAUACGAUUUGAAUUCGAUAUAUCCAUUACCAAGCCCCAUCAAUGGAUUUCUUUUAAUUGGCUCGAACGAGAUUCUACAUGUGAACUCUCUCGGCUCAAUAAAGGGUGUUUAUACAAAUAAAUACUUUCCUGAAACCUCUGACAUGAAAUUAAGAGAUGAAUCUGACCUGAAUUUAGAGUGUGAGGGCUGUAGUGUUAGUUUUGUUGGUGACGAUCAGGUAUUACUUAUUUCACAGAUUGGAAAAUUUUAUGUUUUAAGCUUCAAUGAGUCUGGUGGAAUCUCGAACUUGAAUAAAAUAAUUGAGAUUCCAGAAGCCAACUAUUGCAACGUGUCUGUCAACAAUGUUUUGCAAAUUACAAACAUCGAGGACUGUAAUUCCGCUUUUCUUUGUUGCCAAGGAUCAGAUAGUAUAUUGCUUCAUUGGAACUAUAAUGUCCCCACGAGGGGAACUGUUUCAAAAAGCAAUGCUGGUAUAGAGAAAGAAGAUGAAGAUUCUUGGCUUUACCAUGAAGAUGAGACUUCACAGACAUCAAACAGACCAUUAACCAGCUGCACAUUUACUAAAAUAGACAAAUUAGUCAACUGUGGACCGACAUCAGAUUUUACUAUUGGGAAAGUAACAACCAAAAGUAAAGUGUUUGGACUUCCAAAUCCAAAUUUAAAUGAAAAUGCAAUAAUUUGUUCUUCUGGUUUGGAAAAGGACACGGCGUUGUCCAUAAUCAAUCCAAGCGUCAUUCCAAAUAUUAGAUCUACAUUGAAAUUCUCGAGUGCAAGCAAGAUAUGGACGUUGAAUGACUUAAGGGAUAUUACAAAAUAUCUGAUCACCACUGAUUUCAAAACCUACAAAACUCAAGUGUUUAUUGUUGAUAAGAAAUACAGGGAUAUGUACUCUCGUGAUUUUGACAAAGAACAAUACAGUAUUCAAUUUGGCACAAUAUACACAGGACGUGAGAUGCUCAUUACUCAAGUUACUCCAUACAAAAUAAAUAUGUUUAAUUUUAAGUUCAAGCUUGUGGAUUCCAUAACGUGCGACAAUGAAAUAAACGCAGCAUCCAUUUACGAUCGUUAUGCUAUUAUAAUUACGAAGAAUGGCGAGAUAAACAUUUAUGAAUGCAAUUUCAAAACCAGAAAGCUAGAAAAAUUAGAUCUACCGGCCCUUUUGAAUUAUAUGAUUUUUACGUACGGUUGGAUUACUGAAUCAUCCAUUCUAAAAAAUAUUUCUAACUUGUCUCAGGAACCGGCUCCGAAUGAGAGUUCAAAAUUAAAUCCAACAAAUUUCAAAAAGGAAAUAACAUUUUGGAUCGUCACGGCUGAUAAUAGAAUUCUUGUUUUCAAAAAGAACCACAAGGAAAAGGUUUAUGAGUUUAAAGACAUUCACACAUUUCCUGACAAUUUACAACUCACUGCAAUGAAUCCAAAUUAUGAAGCUGAUGUUGAUCCUCUCAUCAAGCAGGUUAUGUUUACAAGUAUAGGUGAUUCAUUCUACAGUAAGGAUUAUCUUCUUAUUCUUACCUAUGGUGGUGAGGUCAUAAUAUAUGAAAUGUAUCAUGAUUUUGCAUUGGACACAUACAGAUUGAUGAAGAGCAAUGACAUUUUCAAGUUUCCCGUCAUUGGCGCACCUGAAAAUUCUUACUCCAGUGCCACCCGAAUUGAACGUAAUAUGUUUAAGAUAGAAAAAUUUAAUGGUCAUAGCUGUGUGAUGGUAACAGGAUAUAAGGCAUUUUUAAUUCUUCGGCAGCAUAAUUCUGUUCCUAGAUUGUUGAAAUUUGGAAAUAUUCCUGUAUUAUAUUUUGCCCCCUUCAACUAUGAUACAUGCAAAAACGGUGUAAUCGCUAUUGAUGACAAGAAAUCGUGUCGAAUGUGCCAACUUGACAAUUCAUUUGAUUAUUCCAAUAGGGCUUCAAUAAAAAAAAUUCCAGUUGGGGAGACUAUCACCAAGCUUGAUUACGAUAAUAAGUCAAACACAUACGUAGUCGGGACUAUGUCGAAAAUUCGAUUUUUACCUGAAGAUGAGGACGGUGAAGAAAUUCAGGGAGUGGACCUCAAUAAAAAUCAUGCUCAUAACUAUAAGGCGCGAGUUCAUUUAUUUAGCCCCGAAACUUGGACAAGUAUCGACAAAGUUGAACUAGAAGAUAAUGAAGUAUGCACAACUCUUAAAGUUAUGAAACUCAAUAUUUUUGAGACCAUGAAUGAUACCAAAAACUAUGUUAUUGUUGGUUCGGGAAAGUAUCGGGUUGAAGAUCUUGCUACCAAAGGUUCGUGGAUGGUUUAUGAAAUUAUUGACGUUGUUCCAGAUCCCAACCACCCAGAAGCUAAAAAUAGAUUGAAGCUUAUUAAGAGUGAAUCCUCUAGAGGUUCAAUUCUUGGAUCGUGUAAUAUUUCUGGAAGAUUUUCCUUGGUGCAAGCCCAAAGAAUGUUGGUUAGAACGAUUAAGAAGGAUGGAAAUGCUGUCCCUGUUGCGUUUACCGAUACGUCACUAUACACAAAGGAUGUUAAGUCAUUUGAAGACAUGAUGAUCAUUGGUGAUGCAUUUGAUGGCCUUUCUUUAUAUGGAUUUGAUGCGGAACCAUAUAGAAUGCUCAAGCUGGGGAAAGAGACUCAAAAUCUUUCAUUGACUGCCUGUGAUUUCAUAGUACACGAGGGGGGAUUAUACAUUAUUGCGGCCGAUGAAGAUUCGGUGUUACACUUGUUGGAAUAUGAUCCGUACGAUCCGGAAUCUAUGAAGGGAUUGAAAUUAUUGACAAGAUCGGUGUUCAGAUUUAAUGGUUACACUACAGCUAUGAGAUUAUGUGAUCGGAAAAACUCAAUAUUCAGCAUGUUAGAUACUCUUGCUAUCCCGCCUGGUGCCGAUUUAGGAUUUGAAGUUAUUGGAUGCAACAUUGAAGGUUCAUUUUACAAAGUUACUCCUGCAAAUGAAUAUACUUAUAGAAGAUUAUACGCGUUGCAAAACCAUAUCAGUGAUAAAGAGUCUCAUUGGUUGGGACUAAAUCCCAAGAUGAAUGCGGUAGGCCAUCUUUCACACAUAAUGAAAUUGGUGAAAAGACCAUUUAUUGAUCUCAAUAUUAUCAAGCGAUACAUCAGUAUGAGCGAAGAAAAAAAAAUGCACAUAACAAAACGGUUGGGUAAAAAUGCUUUGAUUGAGACUUAUCGAGAUGUAAUUUCUUUACAAUAA
Molecule: messenger RNA, 4128 nt
Organism: Brettanomyces bruxellensis
Lineage: Eukaryota; Fungi; Ascomycota; Pichiomycetes; Pichiales; Pichiaceae
Exons: 1
Coding region: 1-4128 (1375 amino acids)
Cellular component (GO): mRNA cleavage and polyadenylation specificity factor complex; nucleus
Molecular function (GO): protein binding; nucleic acid binding
Source: RefSeq, a predicted model, not a curated record